Cololabis saira (Pacific saury) is the source of this 2474-nucleotide messenger RNA. RefSeq names its product fatty-acid amide hydrolase 1-like. Lineage: Eukaryota; Metazoa; Chordata; Actinopteri; Beloniformes; Belonidae. The coding region runs from base 69 to 1829 and encodes 586 amino acids. Gene Ontology annotation, molecular function: amidase activity; fatty acid amide hydrolase activity. The record is from RefSeq and is a predicted model, not a curated record. The transcript has 15 exons. Gene Ontology annotation, biological process: fatty acid catabolic process.
GGUAGUGUGUUAGGUGUUGGGCGAAGAUAAGUUUGUUCCUGCUUCUAGUUGGACACAGCAGGGACACCAUGCAGGUCCCAGACAUUCUCCUUCAUGCAGUGAACUUGGAGCGGCGGACAGCGGCUCUUGUCACCACCGCCGCCUGCGGCGUGGGAGCUCUGCUGCUGCUGCUGCGGACGGCCAGCGGCCGCCGAGCAGCGACGGAGCAGAUCCAGAGAGCCAGAAGCAGAAGGAGCGACAAUGUGCAGCAGGCGGAGCAGGCGGUGCUGCGGUACAAGCAGGCGCAUCCGUCGACCGACUCUGAUCAGAUCCUGUCACUGUCACUGUCUGAGUUGGCAAAGCAACUGCAGGAUGGCUCACUGAGCCCCGAUGACGUGUUGUACUCCUACAUGGAAAAGGCCCUUGCUACACACAACAAACUGAACUGCUGCACCGAAAUUUUACUGGACAGCUUUGAUCAGCUGAAAACACUUGGCUCCAACAAAGACGGUCUGCUGUACGGAGUUCCAGUUAGCAUCAAAGACAAUCUCUCCUAUCAGGGUCACGACUGCACUUUGGGUAUGAUCGCUAAUCUGGAUAAACCUGCCCCAAAGGACAGUGUGCUUGUUGAAGUUCUGAAGAAACAAGGAGCUAUACCCUUCGUGAAAACAAACCUACCCCAAGCCCAAUUAACUUAUGACUGCAGUAACCCGAUUUAUGGUCGGACUGUGAACCCCCAUAAUGCUCAGAAAACCCCUGGAGGUUCGUCCGGUGGGGAAGGAGCUCUCAUUGGGGGAGGGGGCUCCAUCCUCGGUAUAGGGACUGACAUAGGAGGUAGUAUCCGUAUUCCCUCCUCAUUCUGCGGGAUCUGUGGUUUUAAGCCGACAUCGGGUCGGCUGAGUUCACAGGGUUCAGUUUCCAUUUUUCAAGGGCAAAAGUCUGUACUAUCAUCUGUUGGACCCAUGGCAAGGGAUGUGGACAGUCUGGCACUGUUUAUGCAGGCUCUUCUCUGCGAUCACAUGUUUUCCCUGGACCCCACUGUGCCACCAUUACCUUUCAAUCUGCAGAUUUACCAGAGUUCCAAACCUCUGAGGAUCGGUUAUCUAGAAAACGACGGCUACUCGCAUCCUUCUCCAAGCAUGGCCCGCAGCAUCCAAGAGGUUAAAGCUCUGUUAGAAGAAGCAGGGCACAUUUUGGUGCCAUACUCUCCUCUGAAGAUAAAUUAUGCUGUCACUGAACUGAUGAUUAAAGGUGUUUUAGCUGAUGGAGCAACCAGCAUCCUACAAAAGCUGAAGGGGGGUCCUCUGGACCCUUGUCUCAGACCUCAGGUUCAAAUGUACUCUGUCCCUAAGUGGUUGAAGAAAACCCUCUCGUUCCUCCUCAAACCUUUUUCUCCUCGCAUCCCUGCUGUCCUUCAGGCUCUCUGUGGGGUUGGAUCUGUUGCAGAUCUAUGGGAGCAUCAUGCUGCUAUUGAGGACUACAUUCGUGAGACGGUAGCAGAGUGGAGGCGGUGCAACAUAGAUGUGCUGCUGUGCCCUGUCUUCGGACCAGCCUACCACUUAGACCGUGGUAAACAUACAUCUGCUGUCAGUUUCACAGUUCUUUACAAUCUCCUCAAUUUUCCUGCUGGUGUGGUCCCUGUUUCCACGGUGACAGUAGAGGAUGAGGAGGAGCUUAAGCACUUCAAGGGCAAUUAUCAGGACACCUGGGACAAGCGUUUUAAAGAGGCUGUGACUGGAGCUGAGGGUCUGCCCGUGGGGGUGCAGUGUGUGGCCCUGCCGUGGCAGGAUGAGCUCUGCCUUCGCUUCAUGAAGGAGGUGGAACGACUGGUUAAACAGAACAGAAAGUAGAGCUUCUGCUCUCAGUCCAAAAGGUGGGCCGGUCUCAAGUGCCUCAGGUGAAUGUCAGCUGAAGGCUUUUUUGAUCAAGGUUUUUUUCAAUGAUGCAAGUAUAACCAAAAAAUGGUGUUAACCAACAUCAAAUCACAAAUUUAUCUCAAAAUGUAGGUGAGUGUUUGAAAAUUUGACAUGAUCUUCAGGAGUUAUGAAUGAUCAACCUCUUGUUCACUUUUAAAUCUUUUUUUUCUAAGAAAGCAUGAAGUUGGUUUUUGCGUCGGUCUUUCACCACCAGUUGUGAUUACUAUUUUACAUGAACAGAAGCUUGCUAAAACUAGACUAAAAUUAGUCCACCAAAUACAGAACAUCCUGGUAAAAAAUGGUGGAUUAGGAUUUUGUUUUGUUAGAGAACGAAUGCUUUCUCUGAUCUGAUUUUCAGGAAUAAAACAGUAACUGACUUUAGCUGUUAUUCCUCCACACUAGAGUAAAUUUUUUGGGGCUUUCUCACCUAUUGUAAUGUAAUGCAUAUGUAGUAAAGUACUGGAUAUGAUCGAUCUUUCCCUCCUCUGAACUUAAGUGUCCUUCAUUGGGUGCAAAAUGAUUUUAAGGCUUGUUUGUAUACACCAACUACGCUACUGAAUAAAAUGGUUAAUGAACUAA